AUGGACGGAGGUUGGUUCUACGCCGUGGCAGUGGGGCGCUCCCCUGGCAUCUACCGCGACUGGCAGGAGGCCCGGCGUCAAGUGGAUGGCUAUUCAGGCGGCAAGUGGAAGAAGUUCGGCUCAAGCCGCGAGGCUGCAGACUACCUGCGACGCUUGGCCCCCAUGGGGAUGAUGGUGGACCCUGUGGGACGCAUGCGUCCGGAUGGCUCCUGGACGUGGGCGGCCUACCGCCGCGGGAUGUCCCUUUUCGAAGUCCCCGACCCCAAAAAGCCCGACUCGUUGGUGGCUUUCUGUGACGGUAGCGCCAUGGACAACGGCCAGUAUAAUUGCCACGCGGCCUACGCGUGCAUCUUCCCGCACAAUCGAAGCUGGGAUGUCGUUGAGACGGUGAAGGGGCCCUUUGCCACGAGCAACCGAGCCGAAUACUUGGCCGCACUGGAAGCGUUCAAGAGAGCGAAUAUUGAAGACCCCAAGUGUCAGAAGACAUUAAUGAUUUACACGGAUAGCGAAUUGCUCGUCAACUCGAUGGGCAAGUGGGUCAUCGACUGGAUGUACGACGGGUGGGUCACGUCGACGGGUACUCCCGUGAAGAAUCGAGAUUUGUUGCAGGCGUUGCUGGAGGCUCGAGGCAACAGCCGUGCUGUGAUGUACGAGCAUGUGAGGGCCCAUUCUAGUGACCAAGACUAA
Messenger RNA from Phytophthora sojae, 687 nucleotides. RefSeq names its product RNase H-like protein. Gene Ontology annotation, biological process: DNA replication, removal of RNA primer. Gene Ontology annotation, molecular function: RNA-DNA hybrid ribonuclease activity; nucleic acid binding; magnesium ion binding. The transcript is spliced from 2 exons. The record is from RefSeq and is a predicted model, not a curated record. The coding region runs from base 1 to 687 and encodes 228 amino acids. NCBI's taxonomy places the organism in Eukaryota, Oomycota, Peronosporomycetes, Peronosporales, Peronosporaceae.